This is a messenger RNA of Aspergillus novofumigatus IBT 16806, 886 nucleotides long. RefSeq lists its product as uncharacterized. The transcript is spliced from 3 exons. The coding region runs from base 59 to 850 and encodes 263 amino acids. Lineage: Eukaryota; Fungi; Ascomycota; Eurotiomycetes; Eurotiales; Aspergillaceae. The record is from RefSeq and is a predicted model, not a curated record.
GUUUAACCCCGUCAAGGUCUACGAUUGUCUAUAACCACUGAUGAGCCGUUAGAUGAUAAUGUACGAUAAUGGUUCCGAUUCCUAUCAAUGGCUAAAGCAUAUACACGGGACGACGGCGGUUCUCUAUUAUCGGGUUUGGCGGGCACCUAGCAUCAGUCAGUCUAGUAUCGUAGCUGUAGCCUGCAUAAUCAGCAGGCAAAGAGUUCCCUCCUUUCUUGUUGAUCUGGUACGAUCUGCUGAAACGUCAAAUAGCGAACCUCCAGUGGAGCUAUUUCCCCUUCUCUGUAGUCUGGUGGACCUCUAUGUCCAAACGGACCAGAGUCGGAACCAAAGACGAAGCCAUAUCAUCUCCAAGGCCAUAGAGAUUGAUCGAUCCCUGCAGUCUUGGGCGACUUGCCUCCCAUCGACUUGGAGGGAUCCCCUCGCCCCGGGGAAAUCACCACAAGCUGCUGAUGGAUGUUGGAUAGCGCGAGUGUGGGUUUACUACCGGCUCUGUCGUAUCCUUGCACAUAGGAUCAUUCAAAGCUCCCUCGCUAGUCAGCAGGAGUCAAUUAAUUCGGCUUGGGAUGAUAUAUCCUGGGCGCAAUGCGACAGACUGUCAGCUGCGGUAUCCCAAAUGUCUAGUGAAAUCUACGACUGCAUUCCUGCAAUGUUGGGAUCAACAUAUCUCCGCGACAAGCCGUCUCCCUCCGUGUCGUCGAAUGUUUUCUUUCUCAUUACUAUUUUGCAGGCGUUGAUAAAGUUGAUGGAUAAGACGAGUGUCGUUGAGAACUGGUCCUCGCGGAUGUGUAGGUUAUAUGGGGAGGACUUUGGCGUUAUGAAGGGACUGGUUAUGAUGCGUCUUUGUUAGGGCUGUCUUAAGUCACCUCAAUAUCUAUAAGAACCC